UCAGGGUAACCGCGCCCUUGCUUUGGAAGAAAUUCUCUGCAGGGUUUGUGCCGGAUUUCCCGCGCAGCUGGCUGUGUGGCCCUUGAGUACGAGGGCCUGGUGGCCCUGUGAUGGAGGGCCAUCGACAGGCUUUGUGGCCUCGGCCUUUGUGACCAGCAGUUUCUCGUCUCAAACGGGGACCAUAAUAACAGUAACUUCCUGGACUAAGUGUAAAUGUAACUCCUGGAGGUAGUAAGCGCUCGCCAAGUGUUACCAUCACUCUCCUGAUUGAAAACGGCGGGACAGCAGGUUAGAGAAAUGCAGGCUCCUGGUUUGGUGUCCAGGGCCAGAGGCGGGAGCUCAGCAGGCUAGGAAGCCGCCCCCACCUGGCGUCCAUCCCAACCUGGGCUCGCGGGGAGGGGCGCGCGGCGGAGGCGGACACGUGGCCCUCGGGGACAAGGUCGCGAGCGGGCGGCGGAGCAGCUGGGACAUGGCACGGUGGGUUCGGCCUGCUCUUUGCGCCCUCAGGCUCUGGGGCCCGGCAGGGUGGAGGAGUCUCUAUACGGAAGUCAGAGAUGUCCCGGGGAAGGGUCAUCAAGGGCCUUCCCCUGGAAGAACAGACGCGGUGGCCGCCAGCCUUUGGGGUGUGAGAAAGGCGUCCUGUGCAGUGGGGCUGGCAGCCCUGAACUCUGGGUCUCCAAGGAGCGGCCUGUACAGCAACCUGCAGCGGUACGACCUCCCAUACCCUGAGGCCAUUUUCGAGCUCACUUUCUUCCAUCACAACCCCAAGCCCUUUUUCGCUCUGGCCAAGGAGCUGCACCCCGGGAGCUACAGGCCCAAUGUCAUACACUAUUUCCUCCGCCUGCUCCACGACAAGGGGCUGCUUCUGCGGCUCUACACACAGAACAUCGAUGGGCUCGAGAGAGCGGCUGGCAUCCCUGCCUCCAAGCUGGUUGAAGCUCACGGAUCCUUUGCCUCUGCCACGUGCACUGUCUGCCGAAGGCCCUUCCCAGGGAAGGACGUUUGGGAUGAAGUGAUGGUGGACAGGAUCCCCCGCUGUCCAGUCUGCACUGGCAUCGUGAAGCCCGACAUCGUGUUCUUUGGGGAGACACUGCCCCAGAGGUUCUUGCUACAUGUGGUUGAUUUCCCCAUGGCAGAUGUGCUGCUUAUCCUCGGGACCUCCCUGGAGGUAGAACCUUUUGCCAGCUUGUCUGAGGCCGUGCGGAGCUCGGUGCCCCGACUGCUCAUCAACCGGGACCUGGUGGGGCCCUUUGCUUGGCGUCCUCGCAGCAGGGACGUGGUCCAGCUGGGGGAUAUGGUUCACAGCGUGGAAAGGCUGGUGGAGCUUCUAGGCUGGACAGAAGAGUUGCGGGACCUCAUGCGGCAGGAAGCCGAGAAGCUCAAUGGACGGGACAGAUAGGGUGAUGGCUGGUCCCCCCACCACUCCCGGGACCAGAAAUGGUUCCAUGGAGUCACUGCCCACCGCCAAGGAAACAGUUUUGGCUGGACUGGAACCUGCGGCCUAAGGACGAAUGAGGCUGCCCAGGUCAUGAGCUCUGUGCCGACCAGUCAUGUUGUGCUCACACCACAGGCCACCCGUCACACUGGCACCUUUCUGCUGUUGGGACUCUUCAGUCUGCUGAAGCUGACUGCAAAAGCUUUGACAGCUUGAACUCAAACAGACCAACGGAAAGCCCCGACUGGAUCAGCCAUGUGUCCAGGUCUCCAUCUGAAGGGCUUGGCAUCUCGGUCUGUUAGAAGGACCCAGUCUCUGGCUGAGUGGCCUUAGUCACUCCCAAGGCAUGGUCCCGGGUCCCAAGUAAUAGAAUAGGGUCCUUUAGUAUGUUGGUCUCCUUAGUAAUGUUAUUUUGAAUUAAAGAAACUUUAUUCAUUUCUGGCAUGAAAUAAACUCUUUGGUCUCCUUAAGGGAA
This is a messenger RNA of Felis catus (domestic cat), 1910 nucleotides long. It is a transcript of the gene SIRT3, whose product is annotated as sirtuin 3. Bases 470 to 1399 code for a protein of 309 amino acids. The transcript has 7 exons. NCBI's taxonomy places the organism in Eukaryota, Metazoa, Chordata, Mammalia, Carnivora, Felidae. The record is from RefSeq and is a predicted model, not a curated record. Gene Ontology annotation, molecular function: NAD+ binding.